Molecule: messenger RNA, 3307 nt
Organism: Tyto alba (common barn owl)
Lineage: Eukaryota; Metazoa; Chordata; Aves; Strigiformes; Tytonidae
Gene: WIPF2
Product: WAS/WASL interacting protein family member 2
Exons: 9
Coding region: 526-1857 (443 amino acids)
Molecular function (GO): actin binding
Source: RefSeq, a predicted model, not a curated record
GCCGGGUGUCCCCAAGCAGCGUCCCGGCCCAGCGCUGGCACCCCGCGGCCUACGGAUCGCCAGGCACGGGGGCAGCGGAUGGCCGGGCAGGGCCGUGCUGCGGCUGCCACGGUGGAGGCUGAGCUCUCCCUCCUGCGCCCGGUAAACACAGCCGCGGCUGCGUGCUCCGGGUCCACGGGCCCUCCCCUCCCACGCAGCCGUACGGCAGCGCCCGCCCUGCCCAACGCUUCCCCCGGCAGCGCCCCGGCCUUGAGGACCGAAAGCCUUGCUGCGGGUUUAACGCUCCAGACCCCUCCAAAGCCCUGGCUACUUGGCUGCGGAUGGGUGUCCGCCCGGGUUGCUCUGGCCUGGCCUGAUCUCUGGCGUGGAGUGUCGCUGCCCCGCUGAUGGUUGCCAGAGAGGAUCUAAUCUGACCUGACGCCCGUCUCCGCUGCGGAAGGAGUUGGCUUGGUUUGCAGAUGAGGUAUGAGUGACCAGGCUUGCCCCCAGCCCUGAGCAGCCGGAGCCACCGGGAGCAGGGCCAGGAUGCCGAUCCCUCCUCCCCCGCCGCCGCCGCCGCCCGGCCCCCCGCCGCCUCCCACCUUCAGCCAGGCGAACACAGAGCUGCCGAAACUGAGCCGAGAGGAGCAGCGGGGCCGCGGGGCCCUCCUGCAGGACAUCUGUAAAGGGACCAAGCUAAAGAAAGUGACACAGAUCAAUGACCGGAGCGCACCGAUCCUAGAGAAGCCCAAGGGCAGCGGUGGCAGCAGCUACAGCUGUAGCUCAGCUGCAAUCCAGCCGAAGGGUGGUCUCUUUCAGGGCGGCGUGCCCAAGCUCAGACCCGUGGGAGUGAAGGACAGCUCAGACAGCUCCGGUAAGCAAACCCUGCAAGUCCCCAGCUCCAGAGCAGCCGCCCCCAGGCCUCCGGUGCCGGCCAGCAACAGCCGACCUCAAGAUGAUGCUGAGAACAGCCGAGCCUCUCCCCCGGAGCUGCCGCGCACGCAGAGGCCAUCCCUGCCGGAUCUCUCCCGGCCCAACACCGCUGGCAGCACCGGCAUGAAGCACAGCUCAUCCGCCCCGCCGCCCCCGCCGCCGGGCCGCCGCGCCGCCGCGCCUCCCGCCCCUCCUCCGGCGCACGGCACCAAGGUCUCUUCCUACAACCGGGAGAAGCCCCUGCCGCCCACCCCGGGACAGCGACUGCCCGUGAGCAGGGACGGACCCCCAGCCCCGCCACCCAUCAAGCCCCCUCCCUCCCCAGUCAGUAUCCGAACGGGGUCGGGGGCUCAGGGCCAGUCUCUCGCCCCCCCGCCGCCCCCUUAUCGACAACCCCCCGGUGUCCCCAACGGCCCUUCCAGCCCCAUCAACGAGUCCGCCCCGGAGCUGCCGCAGAGACACAACUCCUUGCACAGGAAGACUCCGGGCCCUUUGCGGGGUCUUGCGCCGCCACCGCCCGCUUCAGCCUCCCCGUCUCUCCAGAGCAGUCGCCCCCCUCCGCCGGCCAGAGACCCCCCCAGCCGGGGAGCAGCCCCGCCACCCCCGCCGCCGAUGCUGCGAAACGGGGGGCGUGAUGCCCCCCCACCCCCGCCCCCCUACAGACUGCACGGCUCCGCCGAGCCCCCCAGCCGAGGGAAACCGCCGCCGCCGCCCACGAGGACGCCGGCCGGGCCGCCGCCACCACCUCCGCCGGUGCGGAACGGGCACCGGGACUCCAUCGCCACCGUCAGAGCGUUCCUGGAUGAUUUUGAAUCCAAAUACUCCUUUCAUCCUGUCGAAGACUUCCCAGCCCCAGAAGAAUAUAAAUACUUCCAGAGAAUCUACCCCAGCAAAACAAACAGAGCUACACGCGGGGCUCCCCCUCUGCCCCCCAUCCCCAGGUGAAAGCGGGCUGCCCAGGCGGAUUGUUCCUGAGCAGAGACACGGGACCUCCUUCCCCUUCCUCAGACGGGCCCUCCCCGCCUCCUUGCCCCCCAGGAUCCUGCAUGAGAAUCUCCCAGCGUCUUUGGUUUUCCCAGCUGCGCCAGGACGAGCGGAUACCCCCACCUCGCUCUCUCCUCCAACCCACCCCCAUCUAUGCAGCUCCCCCGGGACGUGGGGACCUCGCUGGCAAGCCCGGAUGGGUCCUCUCCUCCUCGCAGAGCCCGGGGCGGGCCGGGACCCCGCGUCCAGCCGCAGCCUGGGAGCUGGGCACGAGGAUUUUGGGGCAGAGGCCGAGGUGUGCGGCUGUUGGGACCAGAAUUGGCCCCAGUGCCCGAGGCUGGGACCAGAGGUGGCUCCAGUGCCCGAAUCCUCGGGGCUGGCGGGGCAGAGCGAGGGCUUAGAGAGGAGCUGGGGGAGGGCGGGAGACGGACACGCUGCGUGAUCACGAGGGGAACCGGGACAGGCCACCGUGGAGCCUCGUUACCCCGGCACAGCUGAUUGCUUUUUUUGCACAGGAGCCAGUGGAGGAGCUGAUGGGGGGGUGGGAGGGGUGAGUGGGACCAUCCAGGGAACCCCCGACGGCGCUGGGGACUGGGGGGACACACACACACAGGACAUGUCCCCGAUGCCACCCGCCGCAGCCGCCGGCCUUUCACACCGCUGGGUCUUAAUGGGGCGAGGAGGCGCCCGGCAGUGGCAGCCCGGCUUUUAAUGCUAAAUUACCAAACUAGAGCAUUUUAACAGGAAGACACUAAUUGUCCGUGGAGGAAGCCGGGGGUGCCGUUACCGUGGGGGCGGGGGGGUGUUGUUCUGUUUCUUAUGUAGCCGGGGUGGGGGGGGACCUGGGGCCACAGCCCCCGUGCCGGGGGGGCUCCGGCUGACGUUUUGCCUUACACACUACCCUGUCCAACUGUUGGUACCGGGCUGGUUUCUCUGUAUUUACUCGCAGUACUGGGGGGGGGGGGGCUGGACAUUAACUGUAGUUACUGAUCUAUUUUGUACGUUGUAAAAAGCUUGUACCAUAGGAGGAAGGUGGGCUCACUGCGGGUGUACUAAACCUCCCCUCUAAACCUCCCCUCUAACUCUUUUGGGGUUUGUUUUGGGUUGGUUUUUUGUUGUUUGUUUGGUUUGGUUUGUUGUUUUUUUUUUGGUGUUUUUUUUUUUUUUUUUACAAAGUUGGAACUUUUUCCCUGUGUAGCUGGAGCGAGGAAGCGCAGGGCAGGGAAGGGGGUUCUCUGCAGGAUGAACCCCCCCUUCCCGAGCCCCGAAGUUUUGGUUUAAAUGUUAAAAAAAAGGUUCUCCCCGAAUAGUUGGCUGCCCCUCCCGGGGGAGCGAGGGGCUGUUUUAAGAGGGAACAGAAUUAAAAACUGAAAAAGCUUGAAAUCGCAUUUAAAUAAAAGUAAUAAAGAUA